AUGCCCUCGAGUAUAGCUGACCAGUUCAACCACCCAAUUGAAGCAAUUGGGAUCAAUGUCGAUGGUCAACCAGCCAUAUUCGACCCAACGCCCGGUGGCCGACUAUUCGUUCCCCAGAGACGUUUUGGCAGUGCAACCGCCAGGUGUGUUUCAAGGCCAUGGUUUCGCUCCAAUCAUACUGUUGGGGGAACAUCACGUCUCCGUGUCACAGACACAACCUCUCCUCGGCAUAAUUCUAUGCCUCAGCAAUAUGUGCCUCUGGAGGACUGUUAUGAGGACGAUCUGUUUGAAAAUGCCAGCGACUCCUCCUGCUCGGUUUGCGAGUCACUUUUCGAAUAA
Molecule: messenger RNA, 339 nt
Organism: Fusarium fujikuroi IMI 58289
Lineage: Eukaryota; Fungi; Ascomycota; Sordariomycetes; Hypocreales; Nectriaceae
Exons: 1
Coding region: 1-339 (112 amino acids)
Source: RefSeq, a predicted model, not a curated record